AUGUAUACGCUGAUGGAGAUUCAGAUGUUGAGACAUCAGUCGCUAAAAAUUUGUCUGACAUUGCUGAAGAAGAGUAGAGAUGACAAAAUAAAACUUGAUGAAACCCACUCUUCUACGUCAUUCCGGUUGUGUGUAGAUGAGAAGUAUGCGGAAAUAGUUGAAAGAUCAAGUUCUUGGCCUGAUUAUGUUCAGGUUAUGAAUUGGGUUUUCAAUAACAACAGCAAAAGUGGCAGAACCAGAAAUGCCGAUGUCAAUACGACAUUUUCCCCAAGAUCGGGGGUUGCCGUUUGGCUACCUAUGAUGAAACCGAAAUACCCCUCGACGCCAUUCCAUCAUAAGAUAGGAGGCGAACGUCUAAGGCGCGGGCGAAAUGUCUUGAGGGCGAAAGUGACGGGAAAAGAAACAUUCAACAAUGAAAUUGAGGUGAAACAAGUCAACAGCUUCAAUUAUCUCGGAGGUCUGAUUACUUCAGGUUGUAAAUGUGAUAUGAAUAUCAAAGGAAGGAUAGCUAUGGGGAAGGAUGCAUAUUCUAAAAUGAAAAGCAUCCUCACCAACAGUAAAAUCAGAAUAUCAACAAAAUUAAAACUGCAAACAGUUAACAUUCCAUACUUGGAUUUAUUAAUUAGCUCACUGGAAAAUCAAUAUUCUGAAACUGAAUCCAAUAGUGCACAAGUUAGCUUGGCCUUGCUGCAUCCUUUUAAAUUGUGCAAACUGACUGAAUCAUCAAGACUUUAUUUUAUUGACAAACUUUUUCUAAUCAACCAAGUCUACAACCUUGAUAACUUUGAAACAAAAGCCUUGAAAAAUAACGAGAAACCUUUGUUAGUGAAAUCUCACGGUUUGCCACUAACCAGAGCAUUACUUGAUGUUAACACGGAAAUACUUGAACGUGAAUCGCACCCAGUUCGCCUCAAAAUUAAAGAAGCUUUAUACAUCUACAAGAAUAAACCCGCUAUGAAUAAACAAUUUAACACAUUUGAUCAUAGCCUACAUCUUUACUCCCAGUAUAGACAUGAUAGUCAACAACGUGCCAUUCAUACCAAUAUCAUAGAACCACCAAUGUUGCGCCACUUCGAAUACGAGCCAAUGCCAAAAGAAGCGAUACUGUUUAAUGGUGAACAUGUUACCACUCGUCAUAGGACUAAUGUUUCCGUAUCGCUGAAAAUUUGUCAGCCUGCACCCUUGCCCCCCUUCCAAAAAUUUUCUGUGGGCGCCUAUGACAGAAGCCACAUCAUUUUUCAUAGACCUAGUAUAAACUUAACGGCGUUUCAGCACGAUGCGGCUAUUAUGCGGCUUGGAUCAUUAGAAACUGAUUAUUUUGAUGUGACAUCUAGAGGAUCCAAAAAUGUGUGA
Molecule: messenger RNA, 1353 nt
Organism: Helobdella robusta
Lineage: Eukaryota; Metazoa; Annelida; Clitellata; Rhynchobdellida; Glossiphoniidae
Exons: 9
Coding region: 1-1353 (450 amino acids)
Source: RefSeq, a predicted model, not a curated record